AUGAGGUUUGUUGAGUUAGAUUGCUUUUCAAGUUUCUCCACUUCCUCCUCCCUACCUUCUGCUGCUGCUUCUUAUAGCCAUACCCCCAUCAUCAUUCCUCCACAUCCCCACAUCCAACCAAGUUUAAGAGGACCUACAGUAAAGGCUGAUAACCAAUCAGAGUGUGGAAAUGAUGUAAUAUACAUGGCUUCACCACCAGUUCCAAAGAAACAUGAGUCCAAGCCAAUUGUUGCCAGCAUUGAACGACCUGUUGAGCAUGAUAAUGUCCCCCCUAUCCAGCUAGAGCAGCGGGAAAUAACCAUGUCUCAGCCCUUCGAACACCAUCGCCCUCUGCCCUGCAUUGUCACCACAACAGUGGACGGCGCUGAGGGCACAGAGGAGGAUGCAGAGAUGCUUGUUGGUGGUGAGACUAUGGGGAACGUCCCUGCUUUGGCGGCAGGGAUAGGACGCGCUGUGUCACUGGAAGCACAAGCAGCAGCAGCAGCAACAGAAACAAGUUCAAAAGAUCAACUUGCCACUAUGGGUGAGACAGAAACACAGAGGGGCCAAACAUCCCCUGAUCAGCCCUCACCAAAAAGAAACAGUGCUCAUAUAAUGGAGUUUUUUGAAGAACAGGAGAAAUCUUUCCAAGAACACUUUCGAACCCUGCCAAAACCUAUCAAAAUUAAAAAGACCCGAUCACCGAGCCCCAGCAUGAUGCGUCAAAGUGUUGGCCUUGAUCACCUUGACAACCUGGUUCGGUUGAUGGAGCAACUUACUAAUUUGCGGGAUGAAAACAACCGACUAAAAAAGAAAUGUGCAUAUCUGGAGAGCACAAAAUAUCUUUUGCAAGUAAAAAGUGAAAUGUCUGAUGAUCGAGCACCUCUGGGAUACAUGUCUCUACCAAGCAAAGCAAAACAAAAGCAACAGAAGGCUAUAAAAGAUUCCAGUGAGGGAGACUUCUCACCAUCAUCAUCAGACCCUCCUCGGCAACGUCUGUCAAGUGUGGACAGCUCUCAGACUAUAGAAGUAAUUGAAACUGCCUCUGACCAGACCCCUAAACGACCAAAGACAACUAAGUUAUAUAAACGGAGCUUUUCUACGGGUUCCUUAGAGAUACCAUCAGAUAUUAUGGAACAGGAUAUUUCUGAAGAAUGCAAUAUUGUGAUAGUCAGUGAUUAUGAUAGCAAAGAUUCAAAACCUGGUUCCAAAUCACCGUGUUCUAAGAAAAAGUCUACUAAAUUUUCUAAAUGGGCCCGUGUCAAAAAGAUACUUACUCGACAGAAACUAAUGGAUGAUUCUGGGUCUGGUAUGAAAGUUGUAAAAGAUGGAGGAAAGCCUGGUCAAAGCCAACAGGCAGCACCAGAAAGCAGCACUCGGGAACUGACUGUACCAAUCGUCGGCCUAACAGAAACUCGCUCAAUGGACAGUGGUGUCAGUAGUGGUGCUGAUGGUGAUGGGAGGGAAGCACUGAGAACCUCUACAUCAUCAGGAGGGCCACCUAGCCCAUCACCCUUGGCCAAAGUACCACCUGCAGAAGAGGACAGCCACACAGAAAUGUGGAUGGCACCGCCACGGAGUUGGGAAGAAGGAAUCAAAAGUGAAAGUUCAGGUAAGGUGACUGAUAGUCAAGGGCAGUAUCUUAAUGUUAAGACACUUGUUCGACGUCAGUCAAGUCCAUCUCUUGUGGUGGAGGCAGGAGACGGUGCUAAUAAGAGUCCAGAUGAAGACUCUGCCUCACCUCGCCUACACAGGUCAGCAAGCUACAAAGUACCAGGUAGUGGAGAAAGAGCCAGUUCCAGAGAUAAGAAGUGUUACAAGACAGCCUGGGGACGAGUGAAAGGUAUAAUUCACACAAGGAAGGACAGUUCAAAAAAGAAGCACAAAAAAUCAGAAAAGAUAUUCACUUCAGAAGAACCAUCAGAAACAGACAUUGAAGUUGAAGAUGGCCUUAUUUAUUCCUCUCCUAAGUUAUCAGAAUUGGCCAAGAAACAACUGGGACUUAGUUCUGUUAGCAAAGUAGGUACUCCUCAAACCUCACCCCGGUUGUCUCAUCAACAGAGUUCAGUGAAGUCAUCAGGAAGCGAAUCUUCAAAAUCUCGAAGCAGUUCAGCCAAAAAGAACCUGCCAGGAACUGGCAAUGUGGAUAUGGCUGCUCUUGUGGGUGGUAUGUCAGAUGAUUUUACAAAGAAGAUGAAGCAAUGGGAAGAACUGAGAAGUAAGCAGACUACAGCUGCAAGUAAAAGUCCUGUAGAAGUGGCUGAUGUGUCCCAACAGGCAUCAAGUGACACAACAGGAAAGUCAGAUGAGUGGCAGACAGUUAAGGCCAAAGGGCCAAGCCCUCUUCAGAAACUAAGAUGGGAGUUUGGUAUUUCAAGUGAAGGCACCUCUGAUGGGGUUUCUUCCUCAGCUGAUAUUACAUCUCCACCCAAUGUAAAUGUUGAUGAGAUCCAACGUCCCCUGGCCGAUUACAAGAUCACAGAUGAGUUUGCCCAUAAGCUUUAUGAAUGGGAACGCAUGAAGGGCCUGUCACAUGAGUUGUCUGCUGCAUUGUACCGGGAGGUGAAAAAACGGGGCCUCCAAGGGGAUCCACCCCCAAGGGCAAGCACAUCCUCCACAACACCAGCCAUCCCUACCAUGGCUGCUGCUGCUGCUGCCACUGCCACACCAGCAGACACUCCAGGUCAAGAAAAAGAGCACAAACAAAAACCCAGUCCCUUGAAUCUGACCCCAAGCUGGGAUUCUCCUGAUGAAGCAUCACCUGUUGACCGAUGCUUCCCUCACUCCUCCUCUGAUACAAGUAUGGAUGAGAGUGCAACCACUGAGUCAAGUAUGACCAAAUCAAAUAUAUCCAGCCUAGAAAAUGCUCAUCUUAGAUUAUUGCAAGAACUAGAAGAGAAGAAGCAAGAAUAUGUAAAAAUUCAGCAAUCUGUAAAAGAACUUCAUGUCAAACUGGAGAAAUUCAAGGAUGCACAUUCCAAGGAAAUAGUCCGUUACAAAAAACAGAUUCCAGUGGAUAGAAAGCCUGCUGGAAAACUUAAAGAAGAGCAAUCUGGUGCUCUUAUCAGUGCAAUGCAUGAGUUAGAAGGAAAAAUCCAAGAACUGGAGCACUCUGGUGAGAAACUCCAACUCUCUAUGGAAAGUGCUGCAAUGUGUAAAUUACAAAGUAUGGAAGGAGAAGAAAACAUCAGUAGCCGAUUGAUGGAAUUGAUGGAACAGAUGAAACUUAUGUUAGCUGAAGCUUCACAGACAGAAGAAGUAUCUAAAAAAUCUUCAGCCUUGAACAACUUUGAAAAGUUUUACUGUCAUGCAAUGCAGCUGCAAAUUCAGAUGAAUAAUUUGCGACUAAGUCAUCUUGAGCGCAACAAGGAGAUAAUGGAGAUGAAAAGACAGCUGCUUCUGCAGGAAGUGAACAAUUUGCUACUGCAGGCAGAUAUUACACGACGAGAAUCUGAAUUGUAUCAAUUCCAAGAGACAAGGCGUUCAGUUCAAUUGAAAAGAUGGAACACUUACCAUGGAGGAAACCUGGAGUCAAGACCAAGAGUGGCCUGCAGACGGGAAUAUGACGACAAAACCUUGUUACAUCGAUUCGUCAGUAUGAAAGAGAGAAGUAAAGAGAUCUACUCAGAUCCUGACAGCCAGUCUGCACAAGAAGCCGCCUUAUCAGACACCACUGGUAGAUCAUUAGGUGCUUUUAAAUCCAAUCUUGCUGGCAGCUUGACGGAAGUUAGAUUGGAGGGUGACUCACCACGAGCUGUUCUCAACAACUCUACUCCUGAGCUUCACUUCCGUUCCACAUCAACACCGUUUAUUGACUCACUGGCUAUGGAAGAUAGAGAAGCUGGAGCCAGUCCUCUAGGCCCUGUGAGAACAGCACCCGAAGGAGAGACUCAAAUCUCUACCCCAGUAUCCACUCUUGGUCACACAGAUGCAGAGACCAUAUCUCGGAUACCGGAUGGGGCAUCAGAGGAGACGGACUAUGUUAGUCCAGUUAGCCAUAGUGUUCAGGAUCCUGACCAGUCACACUUACAAAUUUCAUUUACUAUCUCAUUAGCCACUAUGAACGUGCAAAUGCCACAGACAAUAGCAACAUCAACACAUGAACCAACUUCCAUCAAUUCUCAGUGCAUGUUGUGUAAAACUGCUUCUUCUGCUCAAAGACAUGCAACUUCCACUACCCCAGGCCCUGGGCUUGAUCCUGCAAAAGUUUCUGUAGAUAGUAGUACAGCAGAUCACAUUAAUAAGUUUCAUCAGGGAGAAACCCUAGCUGAUUGGUUAAAAAGAGAACCAAAAUGUCCUGAGCUACUCUUACCAGAGAGCAGCCCUGAUUUAGAAGGAAUGACCACAGUAAAACCAUUGUUUGUUGAUGAAACUCCAUCUGCAUCUGCUAUACCCCCAGGUGGGGAGCAGAGUGUCAGCAAACCAAAGGAACCUGUCCCAUACAAAAAGUCAGCUCUCAAAAAAAGCAAAGCAGCCCCUCUUGCAAAAAGUGAAGAUCUGUCAGAUAAAAGUAAAGCAACAAGACAGGAAACUGAAGGAUCUGAAUGGACAUCUCAAAGCUCUCUCAUUGGUCCCUGGGCUCCUCCUACAGAAAGGAGUAGUCAUGUACCUCAAACUACCUUAAAUGUGUCCACUGAAAAACAAACACUGAAAGAACUGAAACCAAAACAUGAGAAGACCACAAAAACUGAAAAAAUUGGUCCCUUCUCUGAAACCCCACUGCUAAAACUAUCAAGAAGUACAAGUCCUAGUAGCCAGACAUCAGUGUGUCCUCCACAGGUAGGAAUUGUCUCACCCAUUCGAAGGCUGAAACCAGCCACUGAAUUGCUGGAGGAAUGUCAGAAAUAUAGAAUGGGACAUACUGCUUAUCGUACUAGGAGCCAUCUCAGAGGUGCUCGAACAGAAGACGUUGACAAAAAGCCUCCACAGGAGGCAAGUGCCAAAAAAACCCAAGACAAGGAAAACAUGUCCGAGGGAUUUGUUCAUGUACUUGCAAAAAGACUCUCCGAUGAAGAAAUGCCAACACCAAGUGCUGGGUCGAAUGAUUCCACACCGAAAGCAGGUUCAGUUAUCUCUUUACAUCAUUCUGAUUCUCCACAUUCACUGACUGAAAUUGGCUACCACAUUGUGUGUAACAUCCCCAGUGGUCAGUCAGAACCAACUCUGCUUUCACAACAGUCGACCCAAGUCCAAACAGCAAAGGCUGGUGCUCCUUUGAAAGAAGUCACUAAGGGAGAAAAAGUGAAAAGUGUCAAGAUUGUGAAUGGGAAAGGCACCACCCAAGAAUCAUCUACUACAAUGCCCACAAGAAGAAGGUCAUUUGAAAUACCAAAAUCGAGUGAAUUCCAGCCAGAAUAUCAAGCCCAAAGCUCCUCGUCGACAAACUUAGACGGCAGGACAAUUGACGAAGGCAAACCAGAUUCAACUAUAAGUGUAUCCAAUUCUUUUUCGAUGCCUGUUUUAUCUUCUGCUGAGGUGCAAGGUGAUGGUGCCAGAAAAAUUAUUCAAAGUUUCAAAGUGAGAAAAACCAAACAAAGAAUCCAUCAUUAUAACUCAGGUGUCUACCAUAUUGGAAGAUUACAACUAAUGCGUGGUGAAAAUCCAGCCAACAGUUACGUGAUGCCAUCAGCAAAAGUCUGGAAAGGGGUCAGUGCCGCCUUGGUGAAACAAAAUCCAAAUCUUGAAAAGGUCCGCUGUUUGAUUCCAAGGAUAUUCCUGUGA
Molecule: messenger RNA, 5700 nt
Organism: Acanthosepion pharaonis
Lineage: Eukaryota; Metazoa; Mollusca; Cephalopoda; Sepiida; Sepiidae
Source: the annotation of a GenBank genome assembly